Heterotrigona itama is the source of this 2431-nucleotide messenger RNA. NCBI's taxonomy places the organism in Eukaryota, Metazoa, Arthropoda, Insecta, Hymenoptera, Apidae. The record is from the annotation of a GenBank genome assembly.
CGCGCAGCAAUGUUUCGCCUCCCACUAGGUAUCGGCUUCAUGGUUGGAAGUUCUCGGCGCAGAUGCGACGGCGAGUUCUGGAAAGGGACGUUCCGACGCCUGUGACGGUGGCCACGACAUCGAACCCGGGAACGCGUUGAUCAGCAGUUUGUGAAAUGUCGUCGCCACGAGCGCAUACAUAUUUCUUCGUCCUGUAGCCGUGUACGUGUUCUCCAUGCGCGAGCGCAUAUAAAUAGACACACAAGCAUGUGUGGAUCCGUAUUGUGGUGAAUAGCCAGCACAGGACAACUGUCGCAAGUCCUCUGCGGUUCUGCCUGACAGACUGCCUCUAGGUAGGUCGAUAUGCUUCUAACGACCGCUCGAAUACCGAUCCGAGAGCAGAUAAGAAUCUCACGAUAGAGGGAAACAUUUUGUCACCCGUGGAGAAAACACCUCCGAGUUCCGAAGCAAUGCGGCAGUAACGCGUCGUGAAUCUGGUCGGGAGGAUCCAAGUUUCGGGACGAUUUUUUUUGGAAGAACUCGGCCAACUCGGAGCGUGCCUCGAGUGACAAUCGCGCAACUUCCUCAGAGGGAAAGUAUCGAAAGUAGCCUACGCUGGGAAUUUUGAAUUGUUGUCCAUGAUCCAAAGUGCUCGGUGUAUAAAAACGCUGGACGUAGGCUGCAUUGUCUGCUGAUGCGUUCAACGGUCGUCCAACAUGUCCCGACGUAUUUUAAAAUAAGAUUGAUCGUCAUGGUGCGUCAGUCGAUCCACGAUCCUUUGACAUGUUAAUGGAGCAACUCGGUGCUUUCCUAUCGGCGAGAAACGAGCCAGGAAACGCAGUCGUCAGUAUCGUCGGCGAAUCGAUAAGGUGGAGCGUGGCUUUUCAACGGUGGAGGAAUUCCAAAACCUGACCACGCGGGCGGGCAUCGUACUUCUGGUGUUCAAUUUCGAGGACGACGUGCGAAGUCGCACCAGUUUGAUCAGGAUGAUAACCUGCUGGAUAUUGACUGGUGUAUUCGGGGCUAUCGUGCUGCUCUACAGCCUAGUAGAAGUUCACUAUUUCCUGCGUAUGUUCUUAACCGUGUUUCUCGCACGUUUCUGCAAGAAAAGGGUACACAUCCUCGACGAGACUACCGUCUACGGUAUCUGCAUCACCACGGACGUGGACACGCUGCUCUAUCACAUGAACAAUGCGAGAUAUCUCCGCGAGCUGGACUUCGCCAGGGCGGAUUUUUAUGAGAGGACCAGCCUGUAUCGUGAGAUCUGCUCGCAAGGAUCCGGUGUCGUGCAAGGUGCGGCGACCAUUCGUUAUCGCCGGUUUCUCAAACCACUGUCCAUCUUUAAAAUAACGUCCAAGAUAAUAUAUUGGGAUGAGAAAUCCGUAUUCAUGGAGCAUCGGUUCAUCACGCCUAGCGACGGAUUCGUCAGGGCCAUUGCGAUGUGCAGACAAAGGCUUUUGGACUGUAGCGCCGAGGCUGUGAUCGGUUCCCUCAUGGAACGAGGCGUCAAGCAAAAUGGUAACGUGGAAGCGGGUGUACCUCACGUUCGACCGCAGAUGCCACCGGAAGUCGCCAGGUGGUUGGAGAGUAACGAAAUCUCUUCGGCGCUGCUUCGUCAGAGCUCGGCAGUGACGACGCAUUGCUGACAAAAGGAGGAUACGGCGUCCACCGCGAAUGGCGCCGUGUCUACUUCCGUCUACGCGACUACGACCGUGUAAGGUCGAAUAUUCGAUCGAUGCCGGCUUUCGUCGGUCGCCGAUGCACUGGAAUCAUCCAGCAAUCGCUUCUUGUUCGAACGACACACGAGAUAGCUUCGAAUCAAUUUUGUCGGUGAACAAAAGAUUACGAGUGAAGUAUCGUUAAGUUUCAAGCUUUUAUCGAUUUGCAUUCCCGAUCGAGUUCGACCGGGGAUCAAAAUGAACGAGAAGUUGAUGCUCGCCUACCUGAAAAUUGGUUCAAUGUUAUUUGCAACAUGGUUCGAAUACGUAAUCGUACAUAUAUAAUAUAUAUAUAUAGUGGAUGUCGAAAGAAAAAGAGGAAAGAAGGAGUGAAUUUUCUUGGGAUCGAUGAAAGAGAAACAAAAAUCUAGAGUACAAAGGCCAAACAGAGAUGUGAAAUUAUUUUAUUAGGCAAUAGUAGAUGCGUGACUAUUGGGACAAGAUGUGUUUAGCUUCCUCGUGCGUGGAAGAAUAAUACUAAUCGAAUCAAUGAACUCGAUGACUUUCGAAACAAGUUAUGAGAAUAACCUGUCCAGCGACCGUGGAACGGACUGCUAGAAUAAUAUCAAAGAAGGUUACGGAUUCUAGACCGAUUAAUCUAUUCCAAAGGAGCUUCCAAAUUUAAAAAAAGAGCACCAUUUGUUAAAUAUUCUCCGUUGAAAGUAAUCGCGAGACGCGAGGCGUUAUUUACAUUUUUUUAUUACAUAUAUUAUAAAAAAAUAUAUAUAUAUAUA